GAAUGGGACUGAACCCUCCUCAAUUACAAGUUCAGAAACACAAAAGUUGCAACUUUCUUCACCAUAACCUCAUAGCCAUAUUGUUCAAUUCUUUGCGAGGAUGGCAGUUAAAGUUUAUGGGCCUGUAACUGCUGGUUGCCCCCAAAGAGUACUAGUUUGCCUAGUAGAAAUGGGAGUGGACUUUGAAGUUGUGCAUGUAGACCUUGAGACUGGUGACCAUAAAAAACCUGAAUUUCUUCCCCUUCAGCCCUUUGGCCAAGUUCCAGUCAUUGAGGACGGUGAUUUCAGGCUCUUUGAAUCAAGGGCGAUUGUUAGGUACUAUGCAUCAAAGAAUGCCGACCAUGGUCCAAACCUUUUGGGAACCACUUUGGAAGAGAAAGCACUGGUGGAUCAAUGGCUGGAAGUGGAGUCGCACAACUUCAAUGACAUGAUAUAUGGUCUUGUUCUUCAGCUGGAGGUCCUGCCAAGGAUGGGAGAGCCCUCAGAUUUCAAACUAGUCCAGAAAUUUGCGGACAACCUCGAUAAGGUGCUUGAUGUGUACGAGGAAAGGCUGUCGAAGAGCAAGUACCUUGCUGGGGAUUAUUAUACCAUUGCAGAUAUGUGUCACCUUCCAGGCAUCACAUUUUUAUUGACCGAUAAUGGAUUGGGGCAUUUGAUUAGGGAGAGGAAGAAUGUGAAUUCAUGGUGGAAUGACAUCUCCAGCCGCCCUGCUUGGAAGAGAGUCCUGGAGCUGAUGAAAUGAUCAUUUACUGUUGGUUUUCUUUUUUUCUUUUUUAAUAAUCAUUUGAUCAUUCAGUUAUGUGUCAUGCAUUCAAUUCAAUGUUGGUUGUGGUUUGUCUUCUAUUUUAUGUUGGUUGUGGGUU
Molecule: messenger RNA, 863 nt
Organism: Coffea eugenioides
Lineage: Eukaryota; Viridiplantae; Streptophyta; Magnoliopsida; Gentianales; Rubiaceae
Product: glutathione S-transferase F12
Exons: 3
Coding region: 101-742 (213 amino acids)
Cellular component (GO): cytoplasm
Molecular function (GO): glutathione transferase activity; glutathione binding
Source: RefSeq, a predicted model, not a curated record